This is a messenger RNA of Cydia splendana, 1631 nucleotides long. Its product is annotated as trypsin-7-like. The transcript is spliced from 7 exons. Gene Ontology annotation, molecular function: serine-type endopeptidase activity. The record is from RefSeq and is a predicted model, not a curated record. Lineage: Eukaryota; Metazoa; Arthropoda; Insecta; Lepidoptera; Tortricidae. The coding region runs from base 58 to 1014 and encodes 318 amino acids. Gene Ontology annotation, biological process: proteolysis.
AACGUAAACUAAGCCAUUAGAUGACCACCUUCAGUCUCCGAAGGCUGUUAUGCCAUAAUGUGGACUCCGAUAUGGCUGUGUGUGUUUUCCGUGAUUGAAUUGUGUUUUUACGGUUCCUACGCUCAAAAUGGCUCUGUGUGCAAACCUGGAGACAGAAACUGUACGACAAAAGAUAAUACCAUCCGUGGCGUAUUGUCCUCUGGCUGCGUGGCCCAAUACUUCCGCCUAUACGUGACCCGUCGAAUACCUCCUCGUAACUACCUAUACUUCCACGAGGUCCUCCAGGGAGAAGAGGAUAUCAGGAACUUUAACCCACUUACACCACCUAAAUUCAGGAUCGUGGGAGGAAAAUCUAUUGACAUAAAGGAUGCUCCAUACCAAGUGCUGUAUGGUGAAUAUUGUGGUGGAACCCUGAUCGCACCGGAGUGGGUUCUCACGGCAGCUCAUUGUAGAGAAAAAGAAACCUUCAUCCUAGUCGGAUCCACCUUCCGAAGCCUAGCAGUCCGCUACAACAUCUGCGCUCACUUCACACACCCGCUUUGGAGCAUGAACAAUAAACUACAUCCCCACGAUUGGGACUUCCAGUUGGUGCUGCUGGAGAAGCCUGUGCCGACUACGCCUAUGUCAAGACCAAUUGCUAUUGGGAGAUUGACUGAUGUAUUACCCGGUGCCUUGGUGGCCGUCAGCGGGUGGGGACAUACACAGUAUAAGAAAAGCGCAAUGCAAGACCAUUUACGCCGUGUCUACGUACCGGUCAUACCUGACGAGAUCUGCAAGAUACUGCCAAAUGUGAACUACCACAAUAUUACGGAUCGUAUGUUCUGUGCAGGCUUCCUGAAUGGCACUAAGGACUCAUGUCAGGGUGACUCAGGUGGACCAGUGAUAUACAACGGCAAACUAAUAGGCCUUGUCUCAUUCGGAGUGGGCUGUGCGUUACCAGACCAGCCCGGAGUCUACAGCAGAAUACCGUACGUUAGAGAUUGGAUCCGCGAGGUCACGGGUCUACCGCUCUAAUUUACCGGUAUCGAUACCAGAAUAGGAAAUACCGGUAUUAUUUCUGGUAGCAUCUAAUCUAACGUGUUUAUUUUAAGUUCGCCAAAAUAAAUAAUGACCGUAAGGUCGGGGAACUUUACCCUACAAGAUUACUUUGUCCAUGGAUGAAAAUCCAUUUUAUUGAAUUAGUAAAUUCUUUAAAAACGACACUAAACACACACGACACAAGAAAAUUUAUUAAUUAAAUAAAACAGGUUUUCAUGGGUGGACAAAGUAACCUUGUAGGGCUAAAGUACCCCAAUCUUUUACGGCAUUAAUAACGAUAUUCCCAUAUUAAAUUUGUAAAUUGAAAAUCGCAGGAGUUUACAGCCGGUAUCGGUACCAGAAUAAACUUCAUACCGGUAUUUCUGGUAUCUGUUUUAAUCAUUGGUAUUUUUUUUUAACUUGGUACUGAUAAAGUGUUCUAAUUAACAUUCUACAGUGCAACAAAAUGACGUUUUAAUUUUAUAAAAAAUAUCACGGAUAUCAUAUUCACAGAUAAAUAAACACAUUUGAUACCGGUUUUGAGAAGCUAUAAUACCCAAUGUAACAUAUUUAUUUUGUAAGUUCACCAAAAUAAAUGUUUAUUUAUGACGAUA